GGAUUUACCGCCUGAUUUAAGGUAUUUACGUAUUUAAAAAAGAAAAAAAAGAAAAAAGAAAGAAGGUAAAAGUUCUUCUUCGAUCGGAUGAUCUGAUUAAUCAGAGUUAAACGCGGCGAUUAAAUCGAUCGCCGAGCAAGAAGAGGAACGAAAUUGAGUAGAUGUCGCGUAAUAAAUUGGAACGUUUCACCUUCACUCCCCGGUUAAGGGACAUUAGGGUCACGAAAGAUUCAGCGGCCACCGAUUCCACGAACGAGGAUAAAGCGGGGACCUCUUGCUGCAAAUUGACUCCUUUGAUCAGUCUGGAAAAGAAGGAGAGCCCGGUGAAUCCGUACAAUCGCGUGGACUGGACGAAAAUGAACUCGAAAUGGCCACUUCCGGACACGAACGACAAUGAGAUCAGCGGUGUUAACAGCCUGCCGCAGCUUGACUGCGGCACGUUCUCCGGAUCGUUCGUGGACACGAGUUCCUGCUGCCCCCGGGAGAUCUUUGACAAGCACGAUACCGACGCCGUCAACAACCACAGGAGUAUCGUGCUCAAGGACGACGAGUGCUGCAAAACUCACUGGGCCAGGAGCGAACGUUAUCAGAAAAUUAAAGCGAAAGUCGCCAGGGCCAUCAAGAGACACAAAAUAUUUUUGAUACGCGGCGAGUUACCGAAAUUGAAAGAAGCUCUGGAGAAAAGGGGCUGGGUACAGAAACACGAAGCUACAAAAACGAGGGCCCUACCUUACGGCAGCAUAGCCAGCUUAGAAUCAAGAUCACUGGGCGAUUUGACCCACCCGGACGGCAGUUUGAACGAGAAAGCUGUAAUUUUCGCCAUGCUACGCCACAAACCGCCAGACUUUAUAUGGGACUGUCGAAACGACUUUGUCGAUUGGCAUCGCGGCCUCAGUAACAACACGAUUCUCAACAGAUAUCAAAAACCUUCCGUCUACACCUCCAAGCUAGGAAUGGCUCGUUUGUUGGAAGAAGCCCACUGGAUGUACGAGGAAGAUGUGUCGUCGGUGCUGUUCCCACGGAGUUACAAUCUGAGCAGAGAACCGAAAGCUUUCCUCGACGACUUUCGCUUGACCGCCGCCGCCGGUUUGUUGAAAUGGUUCGUCGAAAGAAUGCAAGACGACCAGAGUCCCCCGGAGACUGGUCACCGUCCGAUUCCAAUGAGUCGGCUGGAAUUCGCGAUGAAACGCUGCGAAGAAUUGAUCGCCCAUGAAAACCACCAGAACAUAGACAAAGACUUUGUCACCGAGUUCGAGGAGGAGGAAUGGAACUCGUUUUUGGACGAUUAUGCCGCGGCUGUGCACGAGGGCGCUGGAAUCGAGGCCACGUCGGAGAGAAGUCGAGAACAGUUGCAAAAGUAUCUGGAGCUGACGAAUCCGAUAUUGGCGAAAUUGAAAGAGAUUGAUCCGCAAUACGAGCUGAACGGAAUGAGAAACAUAUGGAUCUUGAAGCCGAGCGAACUUUGCUGCGGUACGGGCAUCAGUAUAUCGCACAAUUUGAAGGACAUAUUCCGAAAGAUAAAAAGCAAGCCAAAGGAUUACUUCAUUGUCCAGAAGUACAUUGAACGCCCGCUGUUGAUUCAGGACACGAAAUUUGACAUAAGGCAGUGGUAUUUGGUUACGAACACAUUCCCCAUGACGAUAUGGGUGUUCAAGCAAACGGGGCACUGCGGCGAGCCGUAUUACGACAACAUCUAUCCGAAAAUGUCGGAGGCCAUAGUCCUGACGAUGCUGGCCUCCCAGGAACACAUGGACAGGCGACGGUGUAGCUUCGAGCUGUACGGCGCCGAUUUCGUCGUGAUGGAGGAUCUUUCGGUCUGGUUGAUCGAGAUCAACACGAAUCCUCGGAUGUACCCGCCCAGCUCGAGAAUUACCAAACGCCUCUAUUCCAAUGUUCUCGAAAGCUUGGUGAAAGUGAUAAUGGACGUACCGAUGGAUCCGAGCGCAGACACCGGCGGCUUCAGCCUCGUGUACAAGCAAAACAUAGCCGACUUCCGGCCUUAUCUCGGCCCCUGUCUCUUCGUGUUCGGCAAGUCGAUAACGCUGCAGGAAUAUCCGCGAAAACGGGAGCGGAGGAAGAAGGGAGGAAACGGCUGGGUGAAACAGCAACAACAGCAACAACAACAGCAACAACAGCAGCAGCAGCAGACACCGCGCGCGUGGACCGCUCCGCCGAUGAUUCCACGAUUAAGAGAACCGAAAAUAGUCGACUUUAUCGACUACUUGAACACUGCCCGCUGCACCGCCGCCAACUGAUAUCCUCAAACAAAACAUAGUGACGACGUGGUUUCGAGCAGCUACUAUGGAAACUUUCCUCGAUAAAACGAUAAAACUCCCUUGUAAGAUUUAAUAAUUUUUUUUGUUGCAAUAAAGUAGGAAAUCGGAUUGAAACGUGCUUAUUGAUUAUAUCGGCUGUCCCGGCUCAAUUACGGACAAUCGACUUGUACGUCACAUAUUGGUGGUUCUAUGUGUAAAAACCAGUCGACGAGAGAAAGAGUAAAAUGUUUUCUGAGAAAAUCGAUAUCGAAUAUUAAAUAUACCAGAGUCAAAUUAAUUUCGAUGCUGGACCGAAGUGAAUAAUACGCAGAGGAUUAUUUUACGCGGGGAAAUAAGUGGGAAAUUGUAGAGUACAAGUUUUUCAUAAAACGUCUCGUUCUCGAGAAGAUUCAAUUUGAAAGUUUAUCGAGCGCGAGUGCGCCAUGCCAACGAUAUAUAUAUAUAUAUAUAUUAAUAUAUCCAAAGUCGAAAUGAAGUCUCACACGGAAAAAAUUUAUUCUUUCAAUUAAUUUUUAACACGUAGAAUGUCCAAUAUGGAAUUACUUAAAUUCGAAUCUCUGGCGAACGAGGGCGAAGUCAGAAUUGUUAGUUUUGCUGGGAAGCAUUUUUAAUAUUUAAAUUCAAAGUGAGGUGUCAGGUCCUGGUUCGCAAAAAUUGAAAACUCGCACGUCUCGCCCCGUAUUGUAACAUCGAAAUGUGCGUCGUGUUGAUCCAUAUUGCUUUGACUGUUGAAUAUUGCCAUCAGAGAGGAAUGUACUUGAAAUUUUCGAAACUCGAGAACGAAGGCUUCGACAAAAAGAAUGUCAUUCUUUCCUGUUCGACUCAGUUUUACACGCCGACGAAUCGCGGGACAGUCUCGCGAUAUAAAACAGAGAAAGAAAAGAGAAAUAAAAAAAUUUUCGUUUCCUUCUUUCACUCUCUCUCUC
Frieseomelitta varia is the source of this 3202-nucleotide messenger RNA. RefSeq names its product protein monoglycylase TTLL8-like. The transcript is spliced from 9 exons. The coding region runs from base 162 to 2255 and encodes 697 amino acids. Gene Ontology annotation, biological process: cilium movement; cilium assembly; protein polyglycylation. The record is from RefSeq and is a predicted model, not a curated record. NCBI's taxonomy places the organism in Eukaryota, Metazoa, Arthropoda, Insecta, Hymenoptera, Apidae. Gene Ontology annotation, cellular component: cilium. Gene Ontology annotation, molecular function: metal ion binding; protein-glycine ligase activity, initiating; ATP binding.